Phycodurus eques (leafy seadragon) is the source of this 1431-nucleotide messenger RNA. It is a transcript of the gene b3gat3, whose product is annotated as beta-1,3-glucuronyltransferase 3 (glucuronosyltransferase I). Gene Ontology annotation, cellular component: Golgi membrane. Lineage: Eukaryota; Metazoa; Chordata; Actinopteri; Syngnathiformes; Syngnathidae. Gene Ontology annotation, molecular function: galactosylgalactosylxylosylprotein 3-beta-glucuronosyltransferase activity. Gene Ontology annotation, biological process: carbohydrate metabolic process; chondroitin sulfate proteoglycan biosynthetic process. The record is from RefSeq and is a predicted model, not a curated record.
AGGAGUUUGGGCGACUGGCUCGUCAUUGCCAACGCGCAACAGCGUUGAGACGGCGCUACAAUGAGACUGAAGCUGAAAACGGUGUUUGCGCUCUACUUCCUGGUCUCUCUGCUGGGCCUCAUCUACGCACUGACGCAGCUCGGUCAACGCUGUGACUGCACGGAGCACGACAUGCCCAAGGAGCGAACCGUAUCUCGACUGCGGGGGGAGCUUCACCGUCUUCAGGAGCAAGUGAGGAAGUCGGAGGUCACCAGGCAGCCCCAAAAAGAGUCGUCCCUGCCCACCAUCUUUGUCAUCACGCCGACAUACGCCAGGCUGGUGCAAAAGGCCGAGCUGACCCGCUUGUCCCAGACCUUCCUCCACGUGCCCCAGCUCCACUGGAUCGUCGUGGAGGACUCCCAGACCAAGACGCCGCUCGUGGGGCAACUCUUGGCCAAGUCCGGCCUGUCCUACGCGCAUCUGCACGUGGCCACCCCAAGGCAGCGCAAAUUGCAGGAGGGCGAUCCGAGCUGGCUCAAGCCUCGCGGUGUGGAGCAGAGGAACGAGGCCCUGCGCUGGCUCCGAGAGGACCGGAGGGCUCCGAAGGACCAACGCGGCCAACGGGGCGUGGUCUAUUUUGCCGACGACGAUAACACGUACAGCCUGCAGAUAUUUGAAGAGAUGAGGAGCACGCGGCAAGUGUCCGUGUGGCCCGUGGGGCUGGUCGGAGGGAUGAAGUACGAGAAGCCCGUAGUGGAAGGAGGAAAGGUGGUCCGCUUUCACGUCGGCUGGCGUCCCAGUCGUCCCUUCCCCAUGGACAUGGCCGGCUUCGCCGUGUCCCUCGAGCUGCUCCUGACCAAUCCCGACUCUCGUUUCGAUGGCAACGCCCCGAUGGGAUUCCUGGAGAGCAGUCUCCUGCAGGGCCUGGUCACCAUGGACCAGCUGGAGCCGAAAGCGGACGACUGUUCCAAAGUGCUGGUGUGGCACACGCGCACGGAGAAGCCUAAGAUGAAGCGUGAAGAUGCUCUGCAGUCUCAGGGACUGGGCUCAGACCCGGCUCUGGAGGUCUGAGAAGCACACGCGCACAAUAGGGAAGUCAUCUUAAAAUUCAACGAUGCUUUGUACGUACUGUCAUUCCCCAUUCCUACUCCCUGUGGACCUCUGAUUAAAACUCAUGCAUGCCUUGGUUUUCAUUUGCAUGAUAGCCGCACAGAUGCCUUUUUAAAGUAGAACGUUUCAAAUCCACUCAGAGGAACAAUACAAGCGCUUAUGAAGAUAAAGUAAUAAACACGAGCACUCCUCUGAGCCUCGUUUCACGUUCAAUACAUCAAGUGCAGUAGUUUGAUUGCGAUGUGCUGGGUGUUGUAUACGGUGUUGUUUUAUUUAUUGCUGUAGUAUUUGCUCCUUGCGUUGUACUGCUGUGUCACUGACAAAUAAAGUCGGUCCAAUGUU